AUGCCUCCGUGUCAUGGCGACCGUGAUCAACUUCGACAGUUACCACAGAAAGAUUUGUUGGCAAGUGUCAUUGACUUCGCCUCAAAUGGUGAUGCCGAUUACAUUGAGCAAGUGCAUGAGUCACUGAAGCAGAAUAAAUCAUCUGCCGCUGCGAAGGCCCAGGAUGACGAGAAUGAGUUUGGUGGAGCAUUGGACGAACUGGUGUUGCUGGACCUCCCAGCUGAAGAGCGUCGAGAUUUCGAUGAGGUGGCAAAAGCCAUUGAGAAAAAGGUCAAAGCUGACUGGAACUUGAUGAUUGUUGCAAAGGAGGCCAAGGGGAAAGCGAAAGCAAAGGCAAAAGCCAAGUCAAAAGCCAAAGCCAAGGCAAAGGCCAAGGCAAAAUCCAUGGCAAAACCUGUCCGGCAAGCUGCCAGAGGAGUCUUCAAUUCCCGAAAACGAAGGCGGCAAGCCAUUGCUCCAAUCGAAGAUGCGGCCAGAGUCAAAGAGCCUGAACCUACUAUUGGUGGCGAUGAGCGAGUGCAUGGGCAUGAUGAUGCUGCUGCUAGUGGUGAUGCCAAUGACCAUCGCCGUCCAGAGGACAAGUCUGCUGAUGAUUUUGAAGUGCCCCCGGAUGACACUGCCAUGGACGCAGGUCUGCAGACGCUUCCGCCGUCACCAGUGCCAGUGCCAAAUUUGCGAGAGUGGAAGUGGAGAAGCCCAGCCAAGAAACAAGCUACUCUUGCUGCGUCAUCAUCAUCAUCAUGCUCUCGUCCUACUGAGCCAAUUGAAGAAGUGCACACUGACACAGUCAUUGUCGCAAUCGAAUCGGAAACUGAUUCAGUUCCAGCAGAAGCUGUUGAAAACCCGAUGGUACCUGCAUCUGAGCUUGCCAAUCCAGUGCCACUCCAGCCUGCAGUACCUGAUUUGGAACCUCCUGCUGAAGUCGCUGCAGCAGCGGCGGGCGUGGAUCUUGUAGUGCCCAAGGCCAAGGCAGCGCCCAAGGCUGCAGCAGAACGACCUUGGCCUUGCCAUACGCGAAAUUCCAUCAACCAAUGGACUGACGUCCCGUGUCGUCGGUGUAAUGUUGCCAUUGCAGGCCAGAUCAAAUUUGACGAACGGCCAGGACAGCGGGAUAAGCCCACCUGGUUCAUGAGAGUUCGCGAUGAUGACAAUUCAUUGAAUCAAUCCAGUGGCCCGUACUUCUCGCGAAGACUUGCUCAUAUUGUUGGGGACACUGACACCUUUGCCAUGGACUGGAUUGAGCAGUAUAAAAAAUGCUGUGGAAGCAAACGGACCCGUCUUUGA
This is a messenger RNA of Cladocopium goreaui, 1284 nucleotides long. NCBI's taxonomy places the organism in Eukaryota, Dinophyceae, Suessiales, Symbiodiniaceae. The record is from the annotation of a GenBank genome assembly.